Aspergillus calidoustus is the source of this 540-nucleotide messenger RNA. The record is from the annotation of a GenBank genome assembly. NCBI's taxonomy places the organism in Eukaryota, Fungi, Ascomycota, Eurotiomycetes, Eurotiales, Aspergillaceae.
AUGGCAUCCCCCUCCCCCGCAGCAAACGCCCUCAUAGCCAAGCUCGACGCGUUCUACAACGCCCUCCUCGCCUUCCAAACUAACACAAGCGACGAGAACCUCCAACGCCUCGGCGCAUUCUUCGCCCCCAACUGCACCGCCGAGCCGCGAAGCAUGCGCCACUGGAAGCACCGGGCCAUCGGCCGCGACGCGGCGAUGCAGGCGUACCGCGAGAUGCUCGGCGAGCAGGUUCUCAAGGAGCGAAGAGUCGUUUCGCAGGUUGCUGUUGCGGACGCGGAUGCUGCUGCUGGGGGCCCGAGGGUAUACUGUGAGAUGGCGAACCGGUAUGAUGUGCAGGGCUUGGAGCUCGAUCCAAUGCUCGAGACGGUCGUGGUGCGGUUUAGUAAUGCGCUGGGCGGGGAGAUUGUGGAGUGGAAGACGUAUAAUUGUCAGAGUCCGGUUGCGGCGCUGACGCAGCAGGCGACGGGGAAGGGACUUUAUGCGAAUCUUGAGCUUGUGAUGGAUGAACACAUGCCUGAGAAAUGUGAUGGCAGCUGUUAG